AUGGACAAAUCUCUUAAGAUGGAUUUGAAGAGUGUUAAAGAUAAGAUUAAGGAAGGGAUAGACAGUGUGAUUAUGGAUUUGGGAGUUAAGGAAUUGGAUGAGAAAGUGAAGAGUGAUUUGCAGAAGGUUGAUAAAUCAAAUGGAGAGAGCCUCGUUAAACACGAGUUGUCACAGCUUUCAAGGGCUAAGGAACCGCUGAAUCAGCUUACUGGUAGUGGUGAUAAGUCAAUAGUGACGCUGACGACGGGACUUCAAACUAAGUUUAAUCUGCAUAUCAAGACUCCGCUUAACGAUAAAGUCCAAGAAGUUUACGAUGAGAUUGAGACGCUUGGCGGGAAUUUUGAGCUGAGAGGCGGAAGUGAAAAGAAACUUGAAGAGAUUUUUAAAAAGAUUAAAGAGGAAGUCAAUAAAAUCCUGAACGGUGAUCAGCCAAAUAGAGGCCUGGAGGGCAUUGCCAGCGGGUUGAUUGGCAGCUACACUAGCGGCUGGGCGGAAGGAAUUUUGGGAAAUAAUAAGGGAGAUGAUAAGAAGAAAACCAUUAAACCGUGGCUUGGUAAGUAUGUUACUGAGAGGAAGGGGAGUAGCAGCGACGUGGUGAAGCUGCUGGAUGGUUCGAUACUUGGGUUUUCAUGGAGUCAAAAAAUUAUCGAGCAGAUUAAGACGAAGCUUCAUAGUGAAAUUGAGGCAGGCAAGGGGAAGGUUGAUACGUCCAGUGGUAAAAUCGAAAAAACCAUUACAUCCGUCAAAAAUGCGUGCGAGGCAUUUGUUAGUGGGCUUGAUGAGAAACUGAAAAACGACGGAUUUAAGGAGCUUGCCCAGGCCGUGGACAAGAGGUUGGGUGAAGUGAGGGAUGAGGUUGGGAGGCUUGACGCCAAUUUUAAGAAAGUCAAACAAGAUCUUGAUGAAGCAGUUAGAGGGCUUCCCGGCGCCGUUAAAGAUUUCAACGAUGUAGCCGAACAACAGAUCAAGGCUGCGGCCAAGAAGGCUAUCACAGAGGCGGCUGGGCAGAUUAGUAAGAAUGGUGCUGCAAUUGUGCUUGGUGAUAAUCUCAUGAACGAAUUCCACACUACCCACGAACAAAUUAAAAGUAGUCUCGACAGGGAACUCAAGCAGAAAGUUGAUGACCACAUUGGGAAGGAUGAUCAGUCGGCAAGUCAGCAAGGUGGUCAAGCACAGAAAAUCAUCAUUGAUAAAAAGAAUUUUGGACAAUAUGAUAAGCACGCCAUCGGGGACAUCAAGGCUCUGGGACUGGCGGAGCUUGAAGGGACUAUUGGUGACAAGGCCAGUAAGGAUAAGAAGAUUGAAGAAAAGACGUUUAAUGAUCCGUUCACCAAAAUUAAGACACAGCUUGGAGAGAUCAAGGGAUUGGUUGAUGGUGAUGGCACAUCUGGCAAGGACGAAAAAGGCGUCCAAAAGCUUCUGGGUGAGCUUAAAAGUGCGCUUGAUCAGGGCAAGUUAAAUGGAGCUGAUAAAGGUUUAGAUGAUAUUAAAAAUGCGAUUGAAAAACUGCAACAAGAGCAGUUCACAAAGCAACCCGAAGCAAUUGGCACAGCCGUCCAAGCAAUUAGGAAGGAGCUUGGAGAGCUCAGAGGGAAGUUGAAGAAUAAGGAAGGUCAGCCGAAAGAUGAUGUUAUUGAGACAUUAACAGACUUGAGAAAUGUUGGUCUCGAAGGUAAGAAUACUUGGAAUGGUAAGACAACUCAAGACGGUAAAUCUCUCAGUGGUCUCGGGAAAAUCCAGCAGGGACUUCAGGAGCAGAAUAAGGAAUUGGCCACCCAAAACAACAAGAUUGGAGAUGCCAUACACCAAAUUAAAUGGGCGCUUGCAUGUCUCGGAUUUAAGUUGCAAGGUUUAUACACUACCGAUGACGUAAUAGACCAGCUGACCUGGUUGGGGCAGUUGAUUGGUAAAGGUAAGGAUAAAGCUAAAAAUAAUCUUCACGGGAUUUACGAGAAAAUAAGGCAAUUGCAAGAAGACCCGUUUCAACAACAACCCACUAAAAUUGAACAAGCCAAGCAACAAAUUGUAAAUGAACUCACUGCCCUUCGAGGUGUGUUGCAAGGCAAUGCAAGCGACGAAGAUGUCAUUACAACACUGAACGAUUUGCAGAACAAUGGGCUUAAUAAUGUAUCCAAUUGGAAGAGUCAUAAUGGUAGCCCAGUUGCUGGCCUCGCAAAAAUAAAUGGUGAACUUAAAGCUCAACAAAAUACGUUAGGACAACAACCCGAACAAAUCGGCGGUGGCGUCCAGUCAAUCACCACUGAGCUUGACAAACUUAGAAACCAGUUGAAUGACAAUGUCACCGAAAAGCUCAAGAAGCUGAAAGACCAUGGCCUUACUGACGGCGGAAACAACUGGACACUUAAUGGCGAUGCAGACAAAGGCCUCACUAACAUCACCGCAGACAUCGUAGCCAUAAAAACAGAGAACGUUAAGGACGUGAAGGAGAAACUCAAAGAGCUGUGCACAGAAAUUCGUACCUUAGCGAGGGAGGCAAAAAGGGACUUGGAACAUGUGAAAAAAGACAGGCUGGAGUAUGAGUUGACUGGAAUAAAAGACCAAUUGCACAACCUGCAGAUCCGUCUGGUGAGUGGGCCAAUCAAGGCCUGCAAGGAGUUCAUUAAUAAAGACGCCGACAGGUUCGGAAGGGAAUGCAUUGCGUCCCUCACAGCGUUCGUCGACGGCCAAGUGGCCACCGCAAUCGAGGACUUAACAGCCUUCGCGAGGCAGCAGUGCGCCGCCAACAUCAAGGAGGCGCUGGAGGCCUUCGCCCGGAAGGUGGAAGAGGAAUUAAGUCCCUUGCCUCCGUUAAUAAACGAGGAUCUACAGAUAGGGUAUAAAGGGUUUAUGAAACAGGUUGAAGGGAAGCCGGAGACUCAAGUUGCAGGUGCACAAGGGGAAUUUGAGAAGUUCGAAGAGUUUGUGAGGACUCUGCCAUCUGAGCCGAAGGAGAGAGUGUUCAAAAAAUUGGCCGCAGUGUUCAUGCACUUUUACGGUGAGCUUAAAGCGUACAUCCACAAAGAGAUCAGGAGAGAGCACAAGGAGGAAGGCAAGAAGAAAAACCCUGUGCCCCAAGAACCCGAAGCGCUCUACACAGACAAACUUGUAAGAGUCACAUUGUCAUUUAAUGCGUUGCUUGAAUACAUUAGAACUGAGGAUACCUUCGACCACAGACUCCAAGCGCUGCUCCGCAGCCUCACCGACGCGCUGAGUGAACUCAAGCCUGAGAGCUUCGCCAGGCCCUCGAGUCCCCUGCUGGACGGCCUGGUGGAGGGGCUCACAAAGUUCGCCGCCGAGUUCACAUGUGCGUACGUCUCAAGAUACGCCGGCGCACAGUUCACCGCUGCUUUGGUAGAAAAUGAGACUUUAACUGAGACCGUAAGAUCCCAAGGCACAAAGUCCGUCACCGCCAAAAACGUUACCAAGCUGACGCCAUACGGCGCCAUGUGCGCCAAGGUCUUUCUCACCCUGCUGCCCACACUGUGCGACGCCUUCAACAGGCUGGCGGAGCAGUGCGGCAAAGACGGCAAGUGGAGGGAUAUGAGCAUUAAUUCAAGCAGUAAACUCGGCACAUUCCUCCAGCGCUGCGGCUACAAGGUCUCCGCCUCUCCCACCCUACAGGACGGCGAGCUGCGCGACGAGUGCAACGGCCACGACGUGUAUGUCCUCGUCAGCCAGAACAUUGAGGAGACCCAUGACAACGAACACCUCAAAAAAUGCCUGUCCCUCCAAAACGCCUGUAAUCUGAUAGAUCUCCUUCAGUGCCUCUGCACGCACCUCCACCAGUACUAUAAGACGUGCCACCUCAAGGUGCAUCCCUCACCCCGGCCGCCGUGUUCCAUCUACGAGAUGCUUCAAUGGUGCUGCGGGCUCCCGCACAACGCCGUGUACCUGGGCCUCAACUCCGAAGCACUGCCGUCGCUGUUCGAGGCGGACGAGCCGGACGCCGGGGAAUCCGAAGUGUCCCUCACUGACGUCGGCAGCCUGGCGCUUAAGGCCCACCCGCAGCACAUAACACCGGCGUCCCUCACCGACGCACUCACGGAGGUGUGCCACCAGUCGCAUUCAGUGCUCACCACGUUACUAGGCUUCGGCCACGCAGGUGGCAUCUAUGCCUGCGACUUCAACACCAACCCGGCAGGCCUGCUCUACCCCGGCGACGCGGACGCUUUGCUCUGCCUGCUGUACGAUGUGCUCAAACGCCUCCACCACCAGCUGUAUCUCCUCUACCGCCGGUGCCUCUACAACGCCCGGCACGGCGGAUGGCUCGACUGCUGGUACGGCCAAGGUGUCGGAGGCUCCAGUUGGAAGUGCAACACCAUGCUGUGUGCCAACCAAAUGUGUGACCAACAGUGCAACCAAACACAUGACCAAAUAUGUAACCAAAGAUGUGACCAGCAUCCCAGGUGCGGCGUCAAGUCGCCGCUCCAGUCGUUCCUCGAGGACGGACUGCAAGGCUUCUUGCCGCAUGACCUGUCCCCCAAUGACACCUGUGUCUCAUGCCCCGCCUGUGACACCACGUCACCCGGCCUGCCGUGCAAGACGCCGAUGGGCCUCUCCAACAUCACCAGGCUGGCCUCCCGUGCGUGCCCAGGCAGAGCCAUCAUGGACGUCCUCGGCGCCUUCUGCGGCGGCGCUUCCUCACCCCUCACCAGACUGUGCAGCUUCCUGAAUUGCCUCCUCACUCGCCCGCCACGGACGCCAGACGACCUGUUCGCCUUUUACUACCAGUUCAUAUGUGACUGGCGUAGCAGCGGCGAGCACCGUAAGGCGGCCUUCGAGGACGCCGUCGGCAACGCGUGCUUCCGGCAGCGGGGCGUCACACUGGACGUCAGUACAAUCUUCGGCACCAGUGACCACGGCUCAGUGCCAGACAUGCCUCACCUCACCGGCGAUCUCUUCUCACUCGUCGAGUGCAACGGCACUCCUCGCUCCGCUCCGUCACACCCCUGCGGCCCUACCUCAAGCCACUCGGCCACGACGGAACUGCUCCAGGACUGCGAGCGCACCUGCGCCGACGCCACGUCCAACUGCCACGCCAGGAGCUGCGCCAACGACUGCACAGCCAAGCGACGGCCACUGGCCCCGAGCUCCAAUCACACUGCCGACUGCCCCUCCAUCGUGGACUGCGACUCCACCACGCCCACACUCUUCCAGUACGGCUUCGUGCUCAAAGACGUCCACAGCCUCGCCGGAUCCACCAGCGGCCACCCAGCCAAGCGCACCUGCGAGGAUUUCUGCACAGCACUGCAAGUCGCCGUCAAGCAGAGGAACCCUCUCCACAAGCUGGCGCAUGAGACAAUCCCCGAGUACCUCUACACCAUCCGUGCGCCCUUCCUCUACACCAUCACAGCACUCUGGCUCAUCGCCACGCUCUACAUUGCCCACUCACUACUCUACCGCAUGGACGUCCUCCGCAUCCGCUCCCACCUCCUCACCACCAGGGCCUCACACCUCAUCGACGUCAAGGCGCUGCUCGCCGGAAGCCGCAGGAUGCUCUCACUCUACAAGGACGUGGCGGUGAUUGGGAGCAACAUUGGUGCAAUUGACACGGCUAAAUACACUCUUCUCCAACAAGUUACCAAUCUAAGUGCCUUGAUCACCUCGGCGGAGAAGAUCCGUGCUGCGGCAGAGACAAAGGCCAAAGAAGCCUACGACAAGCUGAAGGUUAAUGAGACUCUGAGUCAGAAAAUCGGGGAGAUUGUGACGGCAAAUGAGAAGAUUAAAGGAGUACAUACUCAGCUGAGUGGUGUUCAUAAAAAUUUGGGAGAGUGGAAGCAACAGGCCGGGGAUGUGCUUCAAGGGGCGAUUGAAAAUGCUAAGCAUGUGUAUGAGAAUCUGAAUCCUGAUAAAAAUGGUGACCCUAAAAAGGAGUCUCUUGGCAAGAAAAUCGGUGCGAUUGAAGAUAAUAAUAACUUAAUUAUUAAGGCAAAUACACAACUUGGCCAACAUGUUAAGGAUUUGACGAGUUGGAAGACUGCGGCCGGGAGUGUUAUUGACAAGGCGGACAAGAAGUGUGGUGAUAUUUUGGGGAAAGUUAAGACAGAUAAUGCCGGUCCGAUUUUUAAGGAAGCUGAUACAUUAAAAGAGAAGGGAAUUAAGCUUUAUAAUGCUGCGAGUAAGGCUAAGCAGGAAGUUGGCGUGAAGGUUGAAGAAGCGUUGGAGGCUGUUGUGGACAUGGACAAAGAUCUCAAGAAGGAUUUGAAAGGUGUUAAGGAUAAGAUUAAAUUGGGGAUAGACGGUGUGAUAAAGACGUCGGGAGUUUUGAGUUUGGAUGGUUUGGUGAGACAGGAUUUGGGGAAGUUGAGGAGCAAGAUUUUGGAGCUCGAGCAGCAGGUUACUAAAAGUAAGGAUACCGGUGAAGGUAUGGUUGGUAAGCAGUUACAGGACCUUAAAAAUAAGAAAGGCCCAUUAGAUAGUGUUGUUAAAAACAUUGAGCAGGAGACGAAUGAUAGGCUGGUUGAGAAUUUUACGAAGCAUAUCAAGACUCCGCUUAACGAUGCGGUCAGUGAAGUUUACACGGCGAUUGGGACGCUUGGCGAGAAGUUUAAAGAUGGAGGCCAGGAAGGUAAGAAGAAUCUUAAUGAUAUUUUCGGGUAUAUUAAAGAUAAGGUUGGGGAGAUUAAGGGGACUGGAGGUACAGGUUGGGACAAUAAAGGUGGCUCAGGUCUGGAAGGGAUUAAGUCCAAGGUGCAGAAUUACUUCGAAGCGUUCAGCGGGAGUAAGUUCAAGAAUAUAGUGAAGGGCUGGUUGGAAGAUAUUUUGAAGCAUAACGGCGCGGUGAGGAAGAUGGUUGGGAAGAAUCAAAAUUACAGUGAGAGCGACGAGAAGAGUAACAUCACCAACGUCGCAAAUGCUUUCAAGGAACAGCUUGAGACGCAAUCGAAUGCGGCUGGUUUAGUGGUUGUAAACGGAAACAAUGGCGCGAGCGGCAACUCCCAAAAGAUUCAUGGAUACGUCAACGCUGUGAAGGACGGUUGCGAAACAUUCGCCGAUGCGCUUGAUAAGAAGCUGCAUAAUAAUGGGUUCAGUGGAAUAUUCGACGCGGUCAAGCAGCAGUUGAAGAAUAACAAAUUCAACGCCACAAAAUGCAUCUGCGAGAGCGUAGGCUGCACAAACUGUAAUGGUCGAGGGAAUAACCACGAAGACGAAUGUAAGGAAAAGGCUUUCAUCGCUGCCGUGCUCUGCACACUCACCGCCGUGUCCCGCCAGGUGGGCAACGAACUGAAUUCGGUGUUUCUCAACAUAGCCGAGAAGAACGGCAGCAGUCCCAGCCCCGGAAGCAUCGCAAAGAUCCUGGACAAAAUCACGCCGAUUGCUACUGAGCUUAACGGUCAGCUUGACAAGGCGACAAAAAUCCCUAAAGACCCUCCCACCCCGCUGGAUGGCACAGCCCAAGCCGUGGACAGUGCGAUAGGCGGAAUGAACAAUGAGGUUCAGGGACUUGAGAAAAAAUUCACUGAAGUCAAACAGCCACUUGCUGAUGAAGUCAACAGACUUCCCGCCGCCGUUACCAGAUUCAACACUGAAGCCGAAACACAGAUCAAGGGUGCGGCCACGACGGCGAUUGACAAGGCGGCUGAGCAGAUUAGUAACGGUGGUACAAUUGAGCUUAAAGAAGAUGGUCUCAUGUCUAAUUUCAAGAAAUCCCAUGAUAAGAUAAAUCGGGAGCUCCAGAGUAACCUCUACAGUAAAGUCGACGAACAGUUACCUAAGGCCGAUGAUCCAAAUGUAGACACUCAUGUAAAACUUCAAGGCGCUUCAAACUUUAAUAGUUAUAAUGGUCACGUUGAUCAAAAAGAGAUUGAGGACGGUAAGUUAACCGGCAUUAAAGACGAAGGCCAACUUCCACUGGCGAUCGGGGACAUCAAAAAGGAGGGUCUGAAAACGCUUAUAGAUACUAUUGGUGACGGUCAGCCAAAUAAAAUUGAUAACAAUACCUUCACCGGUCCGUUCACCGAUAUUAAGACACAGCUUGACGAGAUCAAGAAAUUGGUUGAGAAUAAGGAUGCGCAGCCACCGGGCAAGGACGCUGAUGGUGUAAGAGAUUUGUUGGAAAAGCUUAAAAGCGCGCUUGAUUCAGGAAAGCUGGAGGGAGCUGAGAAAGGUUUGGAAGCAAUCAGAGAUGCGAUUCAAAAGCUGCAUGAUAAUCAGUUUACUAACCAACCAGCUGCAAUCGAGAAAGCCGUCACAGCAAUUAGGCAGCAGCUUGAAGAGCUUAGAGGGAAGUUGAAGAAUGAAAAUGGCGAGGAUGUCAUUAAAAGACUGGAAUACAUGAAGGAGGAGGGCCUUGGCACUGAGCAAAAUGCUUGGACACAGAACGGCAAAACUCUCAGUGGUCUUGGGAAAAUCGAGAGUGAGCUUAGCGAGGAAAUUAAGAAGUUGCCGCAGGAAACGGAAAAAAUCAGAAAAGCCGCAAUACGAAUAUACGCCGAGAUUGCAAAUGUCAAAAUAGAUAUGGACAAUGUCUUCAAUCCAUUUGACGUCAUGGACCAUUUGCGUCGGUUGGGGAAAAAGAUCGGCACAAGUAAAGAUGGAUACAGUGACAGCCUUCAAGCAAUAUACAACGCAAUCAAAAACCUUCAUGACGGGCCGUUUCAUAAUAAUCCCGAUGCAAUUGGAAAAGCCAACGAAGCAAUUAAAGCAGAACUCACUGCGCUUCAAGGUGAGUUGCAAGACAAGCCAGGCAACGAUGUCAUAAAGUCACUGGAAGAUUUGAAGAACACUGGACUAAGUGGUACAAAGUGGGAUGAAAAUAGAAACGGAAAAAGUAAAAGCCUUCAAACCAUCGAAAGUGACCUUAAAGGUCAACAAAAUGAAUUGGGACAACAACCCGGCAAAAUAGACCAAGGCGUCCAAGAUAUCACCCUGUCGCUUAACACUCUCAGAGACACAUUGAACACUCAGGUCACCGAAAAGCUCAAGAAGCUGAAAGACAGUGGCCUUACUGACGGUAAUGAAAAAUGGAAUGACAAUGGUUUUGAAAAAGGCCUCACUAAAAUCACCGCAGACGUCGAGGCCAUAAAGGACGUUGACGUCGAUAACGUCAAGUAUCAUCUCGUCGCCCUGUGCAGUGCCGUGAAGCAUAACGCGGAAGAUGUGAGAGAGAAAUUAAAGGAGGUAAAGGAUAAUCUGAUCGGCGACUUGACAAAAAUAAAACACAAAUUUAGUGAUCUGCUGAGCGAGCAGGUGAGGCCUGUGAUAGCAGAGGUGAGAGGCUUCUUAAGAUUCCUCGACAACGGCAAGGCGCAACUGAUAAGGGAGCUCACACAGUUCGUCGACAAGGAGAUCAAGGAAGCCGAAGAGACAUUGAUAAGGGAGGCACGCCGGCAAUGUGUCUCCAACAUCAAGGAGGCGCUGAAGGCCUUCGCUUCCAAGGUGGAGGAAGAAUUAACUCCCUUACCCCCGUUAAUAAACGAGGAUCUCCAGAUAGGGUAUAAGGGGUUCAUGUAUGAUUUCCAGCAACGCUUCGAGUCUCACAUCUCCCCUCUAAAGGGUACGCUGCAACUCGAGGCCCUGUCCACAGGCUUCAAGCGGUUCCACCUGGCGCUCUCGGGAUACAUCAGCACAGAGAUCAGGAGGGUGCACAGCGAGGAGAGUAAAAAGAAGAAUCCGUCACUCCCGCAGUCAGAGGAUCACUACGCCGAGAGGCUUUACGGCGUCACCCACGCGCUAGAGGAGUUGCUGGAGCACAUCGGCAGGGGGAAACGUUUCGACCGCAGACUUCCCGAAAUGCUCGAUAAACUCGCCGAGGCAGUCGGAGCCCUGCGACCGGAGAAAUUCGCCAAAGUCACAACUCCGAUACUCGACGGCGUGGCGGAGGCAGCGGACAAGUUUGAGAAGGAACUGAGAACGGUGUACAUCUCCACAUACGACGGGGCGUUUGAGGGCUGCGUGCUCGUCAACGCGCGGACCGGCAGGGUGACGGCGGACGGCGAAAAAUGCGCGAAGAUACUUUUGACGAUUCUCGAAAUUCUGAAUCAUGAUCUCACGCAUCUGGAGGAGCAGUGCACGCGGCGGUAUCCCAGCAGCAGAAUUUACUCAACUUCUGGCCCCGGCGUAUUAUUGCACAGAAUGGGCUACGACGUUGCCACAAGCCCAAAUUCCCAGGACGGUGAGCUGCAAAAUGACAACGAUAUGACCGGCGACAAAAUUGGCAGACUGCUUGGGAGACCAAUUCGGCACGCCGACCAGAAUGAACACCUCGGAAAAUGCUCCGCCGUUAAGCGAAAUGAACAGAAUAAUUAUAAUCUUUUCGACGUUAUUGCGUGCCUUUGUUAUCACCUAAAUGAAUAUUAUCAGACGUGUCAUCUCAUAGUUACACCGUCGCCUAGGACGCCGUGCAGCGUCUACCAAAUGCUCGUAUGGCUGACCGGCCUCCCGCACAAUAGGGUCUACGAUCGCCUUAAGCAGCAGGUUAAAUCCGUGCUAAGCAACGCCGACGAUCAUUCCACAGACACCAAAUGGUACAUGGCCGCGCAGCCCAAAUCAGUCACCGCCACAAAUCUGGCCGCCGCCCUUCACGAUGCCACGUCCCACUCCCCCGCCCUGCUCACCAGGGUGCUAGGCUACGGCGACGCAUCCACAACCUACGCCGUUGACUUCUAUAGCAACGCACUGCAACUGUAUUACCCGCAGGACGCCGACGAUUGCCUCCAUCUGCUGUUCCACAUCUUCCGCCUAGUGUUCCCAGUGCUCAGAUUUCUGUUCACUCAGUGCUCACGGCCCGCCCACCACGGCGGCUGGGCGGACUGCCGGUACGGCAAGGGCGUCCCACCAUACACGUGGCAGUGCGCUCCUCCGGUCACCGCCCUGCCUACCCCUCACCCGGAGUGCACUGAUAAGUCCCCUUUGAUGUCGUACCUAAACGACUGCCUGCCCGGCCAUCUGCCUCACCAGGUUACUAACAUCGGCUGUGAGCCUGUAUGUCAGACGUGUCUUACCAGCGAACUUAGCACGCCCUGUCUCACUCCGCUCGGCUUCCGGGGUUUCUCUGGAAGUACGAGGACAGGCAAGGAGCUGUGCAAAGUGCUGACCAAAUGGUUCGGCAACGUCCAUAUCAAAUCGCUGCUCAGCCUCUGUCCCAGACCGCCGGCUACGCUGGCUGAGCACAUUUCCUUUGCCUCAUCUCUCGUUGGUGGUUGGCAACACAGUGCUCUGCCGUCAGCCAUCGACGCCUUUCAAUCUGCGUUCACGGACUCCAUCACCGGCCAGUCCAUGACCCUCUACCGCGAGCCCGGCAAGCUCACAGAUGCUCUGCGUGAUGCUUACGGCAACGGUCGGAGCGGUCAUGGCAUUCAGCAUUCUACUGCCCAAAAUACCGACCUGUCCAGCCUGUCGAUGCCAAGGUGCUGUGCGCUUCCCAACGACGCCAGCAUCAACUGCGCUCCCUUCCUAUCAGCCCUGUGCAGCGAUGCAUAUCAUUGCUUACCUCACCGACACGCCGACGUCUACCUCUCAUGGGCCGUCUACCUCCCGUGGACAUUAUAUGAGCUGUUGCUAUCAUUGAAGACUGCCUUCCAAGCCAUCUCCUGCCGGGACUGGGGCUGCGGUGAUUGCCUUCACGAGGAACCUUGUGACCCGGGCAGCCACGGCCUCCCCAGUCCCCAGUCGCCGGGGCACAGCUGCCGAUGCCGCUCCAUCGUCGGCUGCAAGGGCGUGAUGCCGACCUUGUACAGUCACGGCUUCACGUUCGGGGACGCACCGGCGCUGAUAUCGCAGAACAAGAAUUGUUCCACCCUCGCCAAGCAGCUCAGCCAAGUCCUACACUCCGACCACUUCACGGAACUGUUCCACCAAAUCGACCAGCUCAUCUAUCGCAUCCGUGCCCCCUUCCUCUUCACCCUGUUCACACUCUGGCUCACUGCCACGUUCUAUAUCCUCCACUCACUCCUCUACCGCAUGGACGUCCUCCGCAUCCGCUCCCACCUUCUCACCACCAGGGCCUCCCACCUCAUCGACGUCAAGGCGCUGCUCGCCGGAAGCCGCAGGAUGCUCUCACUCUACAAGGACGUCGAUUACUUCGACGAUGACUUUCACUCGUGA
This is a messenger RNA of Babesia ovata, 12045 nucleotides long. RefSeq lists its product as uncharacterized. The transcript has 7 exons. The record is from RefSeq and is a predicted model, not a curated record. NCBI's taxonomy places the organism in Eukaryota, Apicomplexa, Aconoidasida, Piroplasmida, Babesiidae. The coding region runs from base 1 to 12045 and encodes 4014 amino acids.